UUGGCCAACACGUCCGAGAUAAAACACUGGUCGUCCUCAUUUGAAACGCUCGUUUUUGUUUCCCUUUACAAAGCAAGAAACAGCAAUUCAAUGAGUAAUGCAACUUAUGAGGAAAGCGUGUCCGGUAAUAUCGCGAGGUUAGCCAGUCGGCGUGAAUGUGGCUGCUACUUUCCGCGGGCAGGAAGGACCUAACUCAGCACACUCUCCUGCAAGUGUGCUGAAGACUAUGCAAAGGUUGUACUUACAACUAAAUUAAAUUUACUUAAUCUCUACCCAACAUCGUUUUAGACGUAGAUCAAAGUUUUAUUUAUACCCCGAAGGGUCUGGAAUACAUGGACGCUAACGUUAGCUCGCUAGUUAAGAGACAUUUCAGUGAAAAUCGUCCGUAUUUCCCCUGAAAGAAACAAAAUGUCCGCGGAGCACAGAGCAAGCUGGAUACUGACAGGCACCGUGGUCGCUUGUGUCGCCGCUCUGUAUGUGCCCUGUGUGCAGAGGACGGUCCCCGGUGGAGACUCAGGAGAGCUGAUCACCACUGCUUGUGAGCUGGGGGUGGCCCAUCCUCCAGGAUACCCACUCUUCACUCUACUGGCUCACAUGGCUAUGCAUCUGCUGCCCUCACUGUCUCCAGCCCACAGCGUUAACCUGAUGAGUAGCCUCCUGGGGGCUGCAGCUUGUGGUGGCUUCUGCAUUACUGUCUGCAGGUUGGCAGGUCCUGGUCCUGGAGCAGUGCUGGCUGGUGGGCUGUUCGCUGUGUCCAGACUCAGCUGGCAGUGGUCCAUGGUGGCAGAGGUCUUCACCCUCAAUAACCUUUUUAUUGGCCUUCUCUUCUUCUUGACCGCCAGCUUCCGCUGUGCUGAAAAUGCCACGCAGAGGAAGAAGAUUGCACACUGGGGGGCAUUAUGCUGUGGCUUGGGGCUCUGUAACCAGCACACACUGGUGCUGUAUGUGUUGGUCAUCAUUCCUUGGGUCCUUUACCGACUGUGCUCUCAAAAGGAGCUGUCUUUGCGUGGCCUUGUAUCUCUGGGAUUCUGUUUCCUCGCUGGCUUCCUGCCGUACAUCUACCUGCCGAUUUCAUCCUACCUCAACACAGCCCGCUGGAGCUGGGGUGACCAGACCACCCUGUCGGGUCUGUUGACCCACCUGCUGCGAGCUGAAUAUGGCACAUUCUGUCUGGCAAAGACAGAAAGCUCGGUUAACCUGACCACAAUGCUGCAGGCUCAGUUGGACCACUCCCUGGCAGAACUUUCACUUCCUGUCUUGGUACUGGCAGGAAUGGGCUUUGCGCUCUCCUCAUUGGACAGGAGGUGUCGCUCAGUGUCCUGGCUGUUAACUGUCAUGCUGGUGGUCUACUCGCUGUUUUUUGCAUGGAGAGCCAACCUGGACAUUAGCAGACCCUUACUGCUCGGAGUGGUUGAGCGUUUCUGGCUCCAGAGCGAUGCUGCAGUGUGUGUGCUGGCAGGCCUCGGCUUGAGCCGGACUCUAGCUGGGCUGGAGAGGAGGCUGGGCUAUGGGGGGUUGUGGAAGACCACAGGCUGGGUCUUCACUGCAGCUCUGCUGGCACAUAUGGUGCACACCAAUCACAGGGAGUGUGAUCAGAGUGGGAACACUGUGGUGGAGAGGUUCGGCAGGGAGCUUCUGGCCUCCUUCUCCAAAGACUCAAUCAUCCUGACCAGAGGAGAUCUGCCUGGAAAUUCUCUGCGAUACCUGCACUACUGCCAGGGCGUACGGCCUGAUGUACGCCUGGUUGAUCAGGAGAUGAUGACAUAUGCUUGGUAUGUGGCCAAGCUGGCACAGCACCACCCUGGGAUCCACUUUCCCGGCCGCUGGUGGGACCCGGUCAACCCCGAGGAGAAAGGCACCUUCAGUCUCGAUCAAUUUCUGUCCCGCAACACGCAGAGGGAUGUGUUUGCCUGCAUCGGGCUUCCUGAUGGAGACCUGAGCUGGGAACACAGUUAUUCCCGCUGGCCCCUGGGUGUGUGUGACUACUUAGCGCCCGUUCAGAAGCAGUUUCACCCUGAAGAGUGGGCUCAUCGUACACGCAAUAUCUAUAACUGGAGUGAUCCACACAACAGUUUCCAUCCUGCAUCCUGGGAGCGUGUUGCUAAUGAAGAGAUGUGGCAAGCCAGGAUGAAGACGGCUUUCUUUCUGUUUGACCUGGCUGAAAGGAUGCAGGGAGAGGGGAAAGCUCGCCUCUUUGAGCUGUCUUACACUCUAUAUAAGGAGAUUGUUGAGGCCCACUCCGACUAUCCUCCAAACUGGGACAAGAACCUGGCUCUGGCUUGCGAGAGGCUGCUCCGCUCCGGUCACAGGGGUUACAGUGCAGACAGCCUACUGACCUGCAGUGUCCAGCACUUCAGUCUUUACUUAGAGAAGGAUCCCACUGAUCCCCAGGCACCCGCCAUCCGCUCAGCCAUUACUCACCUGCUCCAAGAGAGAGACAGAUUCCGACAGAGCCGGAGGCAAACCCCAUAAGAUCCACGGAGCUGGAACAAUGGAAAUUAUGGCUGAGCCAAUGUGCCUCUUUGUGUGGUUUUAAGGUGACGCUCUAUGUGGAUCAAGACUGGUGCACUGGUGUUAAGUUUGGCUGAAUGUACUGUGCCAAAUUGGACUUGUAUGUCAGAAUUUGAAAUGAAGGGAAAUGCUGGUGGAUAAGUUCUUGUUUGAAGUUACCAAACAGAGCUAACACUGUGCUACGUCUCAUUUGAUGAAUGUUUACAGUUGACCAGCGGCAGGGCAUGACUUUAGGAAGCCCUGCCUGACCUCAAUCAAGCUCUGCACGCUUCUCUUAAAGUCACCCAUUCAAUUGCUUUAUCGUUACAUCUCGUUCUCCCCCCCCCUUUUUUUUCCUAUUCUGCUCUCAGAGCUUUUAACGUGCUGAUUAUUCUGCCUCAGCCUCUGCUCUACUUCUUUUUCUCACAUUAGGAUGGCAAGACCGAGAUUGAGGGAAACCCAAUUUGGGGGCAGAAAUGGGGGAUUAGAGCGGCUGUUUAAUCUAGGACAGACUUGUGCUGUGCCACGCAGCCUCACUCCACAUCAGUGGCAGCCCUACACACCCACCCACCCCUCUAUCCUUCCAUCAGUCUAUCUUAGAUGGUCCUUUAAAUGUUUAAAACUAAUGGAUUCGAUGAGUGCUUUUUUACCCCCCCCCCUCUCUCUCUUCCUUCCUAACAUGAGGGCGGUAAUCCCUCUUGGAUUUAAAUGAAAUGUGAAAUGUCACAAUGCCAGGGACCCUUUUAGAGGUGCGUUCGUGCGUGUGCCCAUGUGGGCAUCUAUGUUGAUUUGGGUCUGCAUGUGUGUGAGAACAUGCUUAAAUCUCCACUCAGCCCCCUCUCCUUGCCAGAAUUGCUCAUAAACCUAUUCGAUAAAAGGAUCGGCACACUGAAAAGCAAAAUGCUUUGAUCAUUAGAGAGACAUGGACAUUAAAGUCAUGGAAAGUUCACGGACAAACGCAGAUACGCAAGAUUUUCAAUACUCGACUCACAGAAAAAUGGAAUCUCAGGUCUGUGAAUGUCGGGAAGAGGUGCCGUCAAACUUAGUCUGACUGGACCAGGGUUGUUUGAAGAACACCCCUGAAGUACGCCCUUGUAUCUGACGCAUCGGUUACACACUGUUUUUAAAAAUGUUAGUGUUGAUGUUAAUGAACCUCGUGCCAUGAAAUUUGUUGUGCAGAGGUCACAUCAGCAUUUUGCCAUAAGCUUUAUAAAACGUUUCUGAAGAAGCCUGCUGUUUGAGAUACCAGCGGAAAGCGAGGGACAGUGAGUGCAUGUGCAGUUUUCUCCGAAUGUAAUCUGCCCUCUGUGUUCGCAGGCCUGGUUAGCGGCUGUCAGCUGGCUGGAUGAUGAGGUUCGACCUGCUGUAGCGCAGAUGGUUUGGUUUCACAUAAAAACAAGGGGGAAACUGUCAUUCUGCUUUCUACAGAUUAAAAUAUUUCAAUAAAGAUUUUUUUACGUAUUUUUGUGCUCUGCUCCGAAAUGUAGUAUUUUUGAUCAAAAAUGUUAUCAUAUUUGUUGUUUUGACAUUGCAGGCAAAUGAAUAAUGCGAGUUUAAAUCGUGUUUUUUAACUUCACUUGACUGUAUUGGUGUAGUUUAAUGUUUACAUCAGUUAUCUGCUGCCACAUGGCUCAUCCCCUCUUAUUUUUACCUUACUUUCCUUUUAUCAUCCCCCUCUUGUCACCCACCCUCCCCGCCUCCCACCCCCUCUCACUCUGUCUUUCCGUAACCCCUCUGUUCCUCUUCUCUCCCGUUUCUGAGAGUCACUUGCCCACCCUAAAUCAGCAAGCUGCCGAGGAUUGUGGGAACCCAUGGAAUCGCCGUGACCAGGGAUGCAGGCAGGGAGCCACGGCAACGCUGGAAUGUGGGGCGUCUGAGGAGAUAAGAGCUGUGAGCCCAGCCAGGGAGAGGCGCGAAGUGGGGGAGGACGCAGAGGCAGAGUGAGGAGGGUGAGACAGAAACAGGGAGAGCAGCAAGUCUGUGAAUGGGGAAACAGAAACACAACGCCAUAAACAGCCAGAGAGCAAGACAGAGUGAGACAGAGAAAGAGGGGCGGGGGACUUAGGGGGGCACACACUGGAGAUGGGAAGCCAGCCUUAUUCCUCUUUGCAUUUCAUUUACAUCCCUGGCCGUAUCGACCAAUCGGAUUGGGAGCAAAGCCCAGGGCUUAGGAGGGGAAUAAAAAGACAAAAUGCCUUUGCUGCUCUCAUCCCUCCCUGAUAAUACCCCUUCUGUUUUUCUUUUCUCCUUUUCUCUCGUCUAUAAGUAGAUACUGUCCGAAAUGCCAGCGGAAAAGCGACACCUCCGCUUGCUGUGUAUCUCAGAUAGACCGAGCGGGAGCAGGGGCUGAAAAGACAGCUUUAGCAACUGGGCCUAUCUCCACUCCUCUCUCUGGCUGGAUGGGAGCUUGGAGUGGAAGGAGGCGGAGGGCUGGGGUGUGUUGGUUAGUGUUUGGGAAGAGAAUAGAGGGUGUGAGAGGCAUGAUAUACUGAGCUGGCCACAGAUUUUGCAAAAUCUUACACUCUGAAAAACUUUGCCUUCAGAUCCCUUUCUUAAGCAUGAGAAACCUGUGUCAAGGAUGUUUACCAGGUGCCACCCAUCCUUGUAAAGGUUGCCAAUGCCUUUUACCAAAGUCUGCACAUAUUUGUUAGCUUAACAUUGCUGUCCCAUGCAAAAAGAAAUGUUUUUUUUCCUCCUAAGACUCGUAUGUUUCAUUUCAUACUAUGAUUUAGUCAUGAAAGUGACUGUCCAAGUCCUGAGCAGUUUAUUGAAACAUGCAAGCGUACAUGGAGAUACAGUAUAUGAGGUAAAAACAGUUUGUACAUUUCUAACAAGCUUGAAAGUCGAUAUUUGGUAUGACCACUUUUAUUCUUCAAC
Molecule: messenger RNA, 5367 nt
Organism: Pundamilia nyererei
Lineage: Eukaryota; Metazoa; Chordata; Actinopteri; Cichliformes; Cichlidae
Gene: tmem260
Product: transmembrane protein 260
Exons: 16
Coding region: 409-2472 (687 amino acids)
Source: RefSeq, a predicted model, not a curated record